Molecule: messenger RNA, 4508 nt
Organism: Vitrella brassicaformis
Lineage: Eukaryota; Vitrellaceae
Source: the annotation of a GenBank genome assembly
UCAGCGACAUCGUCUGCUAAGUGCACUUUCCUGAUGCCAUCUGAAGGCGGCAUCCAAGAGAAGUCCUGUGAGGUCCCAUGGGAUCUGCUCCUGAAGGAGCUGCACCUUCUCCAUUGUCUCCUCUAAGACAGUGUAAAGGAAGAAUGAAAAAGGGAAAGAAGCAAUCGAUUCGUUCGCUGCACCUUGUGCGGCAAGAAUAAAGCUGAGACAUCUCAGUUGUUCCGGAUGGGGCAUGCCGAUGCUCCUUGGUUUCUUGACGAUGUGAAGUGUUGAGUCCUCGGUACUGAGGGCGAAACGAAGCUUCUCCUUCAGCUUUCGUGUCUCCUUCUGCUUCCUCGCGAACGCGGCGAUGGGGCCCUUUCGACUUGUCGCAAGCUCAUCGAUAAAGUUGUCGAUCAAGAGAAGGAGUAGCCAAAGGAAGAAGAGAACAUUGAAGAUGAGCACAGCUGAGAGGACGAGCAUGCGCAGUACGGACCGCCACAUCCCUUUUCCGUCUUCGGGCAGCCCUUGUUCGUCUCUGCCAAGGAAGACGAAAUGGACAAGGAGGACGGAGGUCAUCCAAGUCGCCAGACCCAGAGACUCCACACGAUUGAGAAUAUUCUGAAAGGCAAGAUACUGUUUGGUGCUUCACACCUAGAGUGGAUGCAUACCAGCCUUCUGAAGUCGAAUGGUUGACAGUAUAGCUGGAGGAUGAGGAAGAGGAGUGCCAGGACUCCCCAAGUCCGCAGCUGGAAUUCCGUGUGACCGAUGGCCAGCUGUGCUGUCGCUAUCACUGCGAUACGACGCACUGCGAAUAUCGAGUCCCAGAAGAAGUAUCGUCGCCUAUACCCUGCAGCACACCCAGCCUAUCGUUGGGGAAGCUAUCAUUUAGCGACGCACCUUGGUAGAGGAAGCCGUAGCGACUCCUCAUGUGCGGUUCGCUCAGUCGGCCGCGACGUUGACAGAGGAAUAUGACAGCCGCAAUAAUUGGUGCAAUCCACCAAAGCAGGAAACCGCAAAUGCCGAUGACAAACCUGCAUACGAGGAGUGUCAGGACUUGUUAAGUUACAGCUCGUCUCAUCGCGACGAAACCACCUACCACGGUAGAUGACGAGGCUCGGCACAGAAGUAGUCCGGGUAAGGCAGCCACCGAUAUGCACUCGGGUAGGGAAGCCCAUGUGGAUUGAAGUAGUGGCAUUGUAGAAGUUGCAGCAGGCUCUUGGUUGCCGCUGACGAAAUUAUCAGCACAUUAAAACGUGGAAUAUCUUCAGCUAUUCAGCUUACUUCGGUGGAGAAAAGUGAGGCAAAUAAUCCAGAGCGGGAUGGAGUCGCUGAUGAAUGCCUUCCACGAGUCUGAGGUCCAGCUGACUGGAAUCUUGCUCCAGCGCAACCUCGGUCGAUGGAACAUGCCGAAAAACACGAGGGGGUCAUCUGCCGCCUGGAAGAUACACACAAAGACACCUGCAAGAGCGUAUUCUCUGUACGUACACACCUUGACCGGGGACUGGUCCUGACUCGAAGAAGCUUCUUCUUCUUCUUCUUCUUCUUCUUCAGCGGGCGAUCCUCUUUCAGCUGUAGCUCCAGGCGAAAGGUCCGACGCUGUCUUGUCAUCUGGACGGGGGUGUGCCGUUGAAGCUAGGCGCUUCUUGCAUUCGCUGGCCACCGUCUUCACAGCGAUUUCAACGACACCUGCUACCACAGCUGCAAGGAAUAUGACGGAAGCUAGGACGAGACAAAUCAGGGCCACCCCUGAAUGACAGAAAAGGACAGAAAAGAACAUUUGUGAUUGACACUUCUGCAACGAGAGAACCCAGGGCAAACCAAGGAAGAACAAUUUCCACAUCUCUCCCGGCAGUACCUCGACACCACCCAAGGCAUCAGUGAAGACCCAAUCGAUCAGAUACAUACCAAGCCCACCCAGAAAAGCCGAUGUCGCACGUACGACGUCGGAUUUCGUAAUUUCCUGCCGACGAAUGCCUCUUUGAGUCAAGAGAACGCCGAACAAGGCUGCAUGCCAUAAUAAGAAAACGUCUGUAUGUGCACUUAGUGCACGAGCCUUUGGCCACUCAGCGCACCUGUGAGAGUGACUAGGAAAAACCAAAUAAGGGGUUGCACUAUCCAUGAGACAGACAUGAAGGCGCCGGACAUACCGUGAAAAGUGGGCUCAAUGACGCAGCCCCAGCGGGCGGCUGACAUGAAAAACAUGUAAAUCAUGAUGCAGACAAGCACAGGGGAUCCUGUCAUUAUACAUAUCUAGGCCUCUUGUCUCUCUUUGCUCACCCGGCAGACCGCCGUCGACCGUGUCAAACAACCCUUGGAUGGUUGACCACGUCUUUUUCACCAGUUGGUCUUGGCUCUUCGAAAAGGCGAGAACUCCCAAGCAACUCGUCUGCAGCCACCAAGUACUCACGAUACUUAAUGUGUCAUACAAGAUGCUCACCGCUGUGAAAUGUGUAAAGCCGAUCUUCACAAGCAUAGAGUGUACAGGGCGACCUUCUGUGGGCCUGUAGAGGGCGUUCACAGAAGGAACGAAUCAAAGACGUUUCGUUGUGUUCUUGUGUAUUACCGCUGGGAUAGAUAUGUAGUCAGGAAAAUCAUGCCGAUACUGAAGCCUAUCAAGAGUACUUCGGCGCUGGCGCUUGCUGCUAGCGGCAAGCAUUUCGUGCAGGGGCUGCUGGCACUUGAUCGUGUCCAUCCUUUAUCACACACUCCACACAUAAAGCUGCCGUCUCGAUACCCACUCUGAGACGACAGCCAUAUUCAGGCAAAAGGAUGCAGUUCAACUUGCAGUUCGAGUUGGUGUGCCGUCUGUGUGUGAGUCAGGUGUGUGUGUAAACUUGCAUCCUCAAAGAGGCAUUUGACGACUGCAGGUAACUCAGUUUUGCCAGCUUCGUAUCUGAGCUCAAGACAAGGUUGCAGCAUAGCCUCUACCUCGUGUUCCACUUCCUACGUGUUCCACUCCUUCCUUCCGUCGGCAUCCUCGGUGCAGGCCUGAAGGCACAUAAGGCCAUCAACCAUCAAAUAAAGCGCUAUGUGGCUGGACCAAUUCCUCUGCCAACCAUUCGAAUCCCGUCGAUUAUGCAGUCGUCGUUUUUGCAGGCACCGGCGGUUUUGAAUACCAUCUGCUGCUCUCAAGUGAAUCAAUGAGAGACUUGACCUGCUGGUUUCUUCCGCUUCGCCGUGUCGGGCCGCCAGAUGUGUUGCACUCUCUCGUCCUUCCCUGUACAGGUAAUAGCCCUUGUCGACUUUCACAUCGGCAGGAUGCCUCACAGGACUCGAGCAAUCCAGGCCAGGGAUGACAUCGCACGGCUCACAAGUGGGGCUCCUCUGGUUGUCUUUGGGCCGCCUCCUGCAAACACCACGCCCAAAGACGCUAAUUAAAAGGGUCAAAAAGCUGUCCUGCAUCCCCGCUGGCGUCCGUAUUUACUUGAUGUACUUCUCGUUGCAGUAACAUUCCUCCUGAGACGUGGCGUUUUCCGGCGAACUAAACUGCUCUCCGCACUUCUCACACUGCUUGGACCCUCCGCCUCCAUAUUCGCCUGCAGAAGAGCAGAAUCAAGAAGGAAUGCUGCAUCGUGAGAGAAUGCUGUCUUGGCACCUUUACGGCAUGGAUUGCAUUUGCUGGCGUCCCUUUCGUUCGGGAAAUAACCAGCCUUGCAUUCACAUUCGGUCUGGUCAGAAUUUGCUUCUGCAAACAGCAACAAAGCGAAUCGUUCUUUUUUUGUUUCCAUCUCAAUAGACUCAUUGGUUGCUCACGUGCCCCCUGUCCACAAAGAAUGCACUUCUCGGUGCCCACAGAGUAAUUGGAAUGCUUCUGUGGAGGGCACCUCUCGCAAACAGGGCAUUCUUCGCAAGGCGGCUCCACAUUUGUAUCUCUUCGUAUUUCGAAUCCCGGCAAACAGCGGCAUAGUCUUUCGCUGUCACUUUGCCAGUCCACCUGAACGCAACGGAAAAAGAAAUAAAGGAAACUAGGCGUUAUGCAAUUAUCGACCUGAACGACGUGAAUCGUCGUACACAGCGUGGUGCAGCUGAAGUUGCCUAGCGGCACACAGUUCUUGUCCGUUGAGCAUUCGUAGCUGCAGCUCGUCGGGGCGCAAUAAUCUUUCUCACAAACAGACACACACACACACACACGCACGCACGCACGCAGGCACGCAGGCAGGCAGGCAGAGAGAGAGAGAGCAAUUAUUGAGAGAGAGAGAGAGAGACGCGAAUUUCAGUGGAUAAAAAGGGAUGGUACUAGAUUCGCUGGGAUUUGGAACGAGGACAGGCUUGGACCUUUCUCUCGCGCUGUAGUCAAGAGCGUCACGACAAUCCUGCAACCAACGAUGCCAGGAAUGUGAGUGCAUGCAGCAGAUGCGUUUUCUAGUAUCUGCACCCACCGGAUUCUUAAUUCGAUUGCCCUCAGCGUCAAACACUGGGGUCCCAAUUAAGGACCCAAGGGUCAGCGCAUUUCGCCGGAAGUCAACUGAUGGUAAAGUCCACCAAGUAAGCUUCGCCUCAGCUGUAGGCUUAUCGGGACAAUUCAU